AUGGUGAUAGCUAUCUCCCUUGGGAUUUUGAUCAGCGCGACAGAAGUUGGACUAGCCUCAGAAGCGAUCGGCAUGACGAAGUCGACUGAUAGAUUGGACCUGUCUCCCUGUGCUCAACAGAUUUUUGAGUCAAACCGGGGGGGAGCAGCAGAUCACCUGAAGGCUUCCAAGAUUCGAUAUGACAAAUUACACGCGAAAAUUCAGAAGUCAAUCACUGAUGGAAACUUCAUUCACGUGGAGGAUGGCGAGAGUGACGAUCUUUGGCAAAAUAUUCUUGGAAUAAUGAGAGGUUUGGUCCCCACAAAAGUAUUCUUACACGGAGGUUAUUGGAAAGUCCGUGAGAAAUGUGCACAUGUUAUGUGGGAUUAUUUCUGCGCAGUGUUUGGCAUCAAAAAGCCAGAAAUCUUGCUACUUCAUGCGAACAAAAAAGGUAGCUUUCAGCCAUUUGACAAUGCUGAAGGCAACGGCCUUCUUGAAAUUGAAGAUAUUGAAGAUCUAAAAAAAUCGAGUCUAGACCUCACCAAGGAGGAAUACAAGGAGAAAAUCGACCAAGCUGGUAACAGUUUGCGAGAAACUCUCAAAAAUAACGAUUUCACCACCAUUGCCUUGAAGACAGCACCCGCUGGAUUGGUCGACAUCAUCGAGGAAUUCAAGGACAAAGUCGCGAUCAUCUGGACAGGACCAGUUGAAAGAAAACCCAAAUCGUCAAGCUGGGUGAUCAAGUACAACUAUUAUCAAGCCCCAGUGGAAGGAGACAGGCUACUAGCCAUGGGAGUCCCAAUCAUCAUCACCAGUCCCUGGAUUGCAAACGCCAGAAUGAACGCAAUCGUAGAUAAACAGUUCAUGUCGGCAUACCGAGCGCUCUUACCCAAAGACACAAGCUUCCUGCCAACCGAUCUCAGCUUUCCGGGUUUCAAAAAUCUUGCAAACAUCUCGGUGGAACAGAGCGCCAAGUUUUCACAGUACAUCUUCUCCCUGGCUGACGGGUUAAGAGAGAAAAUGUUUGACUUGAAUAAAACGCUAACAAAACAACUUCAAAGUGAUAAGGAGGAUAUCCAUCACCAAAACCUAUCGAAAGGCGAUCUUGAAAAAGCCUUGAAAAAGGCUGAAGAUACUUAUUUUUCGCAAACGCUGCUGGCAAAACGUUGGGAAAAACUUUCCUCUCUGAACACGGAGAAUAAGAUCUUCCGAGAAUUCUGUCCAGUCGAUCAUGCUGUUCAAGUGGUAAGCGACCCGGCAUUGAAGGAGUGUGUCGGAGAGGUGGUGGAAGUUGAGAUGAAGCGACCUGACCCAGCUGGAGAUAAACUUGCCAUAGAAGUCAAGCCAAAGUUGGGUUCAGAUAUUUUUAUCAUCAGCCAAAUGUUUUCACCACCCCUUGAGGACCAAAUUCAGCAUGUCAUUGAUUGGAUGGCAGGAGGCGAGAAAACAAAAGACCUCUUGACUGCUAGCUCAACACAAACUCCAAAGGGCAUACCCAGUGAAGUUUAACAGUCUCCAUUUCCACAAGGAUGUUUGAACUUCAACUGUGACCACAGAAGCUGAGGAUUGAAAACCUCCAAAAAUGGGAUGUUGGCCGCGACCCAUGCAAGGCCUUCCACGAUCCAAAAAUUUCCACUUGGCCUUAAUCGACUGAAGCUACAUUCACUUUAUCAAUUCUUUUUUAGAUUCAAGCUCCCUUUAGUUUUCUGAGCUUGAAUUUUUUUUCUUCCUUUUUUGGUACAUUUGCCUUACAUGUGAUCUCUCUUCUCAUUGUUCCUUCAUUAUCAAUUUUGAUAACUUAUCUCUAGAUGGUUUCAGUUUUCAGAUUCAUUCUUAAACUGAUGAGAUAGAGAAUGGCAGCAGUUUUGUUGAAAAAUAGGGCUUAAAGCCAGAUAAAAA
Messenger RNA from Puccinia graminis f. sp. tritici CRL 75-36-700-3, 1878 nucleotides. RefSeq lists its product as uncharacterized. The transcript has 3 exons. The record is from RefSeq and is a predicted model, not a curated record. NCBI's taxonomy places the organism in Eukaryota, Fungi, Basidiomycota, Pucciniomycetes, Pucciniales, Pucciniaceae. The coding region runs from base 1 to 1488 and encodes 495 amino acids.